Drosophila sechellia is the source of this 581-nucleotide messenger RNA. RefSeq lists its product as uncharacterized. The record is from RefSeq and is a predicted model, not a curated record. Lineage: Eukaryota; Metazoa; Arthropoda; Insecta; Diptera; Drosophilidae.
AACACAUCUCGACUUGAUUUCAAUUUGUUAUUUCGUGAUUCAAUCAACAUUCUAUUAUCGGAUCGAUCAAAAGUUUUCACACACCAUUCAGAAUUUAACAGGAUUAGAUGAUUGGAUAAUAUGGAUAUCUCAAGUCAAAUCUAUAUAAACUGAAACUAAAUCAGUUCGAGUCUCAGUAUCAAAAUUAAAAUGCUACCUAUAAAAUUCUUUGUGUUCCUUGUGCUUUCGAUCAUCCAUAACUCGUGCGGCCUACUAGAUUAUCCUAACUAUGAUAGUCUCCUAAGAAAUAUCCGUUCGGGUGUAGAUACAUCCAAGCAGUUGAUUUCUUUCACGGAUUUGAAUGUCAAGGAAUCAUCAGAUGACGCAAAAACUUAUAAUAAUAACCCUAUGAACCCUUUUUUUAUAACGCUUAGUGUACCCGUACUAAAAACGCUUGCUAAAAAAAACUUCUUUAGAAUUUGUUUAUUAUUGCUCAAAAUACCAUAUGCAUAAAAAUGAAAAAAGUGAAAAUGCAACUUAGUGCAGAUCUAUUGAGAAUAUUGUAUUUUUUUAAAAAAAACAUUUUGUACAAUUUUUUUUAG